This is a messenger RNA of Clarias gariepinus (North African catfish), 2322 nucleotides long. RefSeq names its product innate immunity activator a (gene inavaa). NCBI's taxonomy places the organism in Eukaryota, Metazoa, Chordata, Actinopteri, Siluriformes, Clariidae. Gene Ontology annotation, biological process: adherens junction maintenance; positive regulation of protein ubiquitination. The coding region runs from base 130 to 1908 and encodes 592 amino acids. The record is from RefSeq and is a predicted model, not a curated record. The transcript has 10 exons.
UAUGCGUGUGCAGCCUGCUGAGCGUCUGUGCUAAUGGAUUAAAAAGUUGACAAGCUCAUUUACAGACUCAUCUUGAAGUGAAAUUUUAAAAGAGACUACGAAACAACUCAUAUCUCAAAAACAGGAAUUAUGGACUGUAAGGAAGAGAUCAGUGACUCAGACAGUGGGAUCAUGCUAAAUUCUGGUCCAGACAGUCCUACAUCUCCCGUGAAGGACCUCAACACUCACACACGGGCCAUGAGGCUUAAGCAACAGGCUCUGGAGGACAGACUGGAGCUGUGUCUUCGGGAGCUGAAGAAACUGUGCAUCAGAGAAGCAGAACUUACUGGAAAGCUGUCAUCUGACUAUCCUUUGCUGCCGAAUGAGAAACCACCACAGAUCAGGCGACGCAUUGGCGCGUCCUUUAAACUGGAUGAAGGGUUGCUUCCCCAUGGAGAUGGAGAGGAAUCAGAAUUGCAUUCACUUGAGGCGGAUCUGGCCCUCCAGAGGCAGAUAUAUGAAGCAGCUCGAAGGCUGUCCCUUGAGGAAAACAUCAGCAAGCCGGUGAGGAAGAGUCGACUGCAGCAAUGUAAGCGUGAGGAAAAGAAAAUGAAAGAGCUCCAGGAAACUAUGUUAAAACACAGCCUCAUCCAUGGAUCUGUCUUACCAAAGACUUGCUGUUUCUCCAGACAGAGAGACCUGUGCAUAUCUGAUGACAGCUCUUUGUCUGACGCUGCUGCCCAUGAUGAUGAUUUAGAGCCAGGCCCAAUGUCCCCGACGGCUCUGAAUUCCGUGACUGGUUUCCUGCAUGUGCCAGGCCUCUCACAUUGCAGUGGACCAAAACAUGCAGGUUCCAACUCUAGCCUGGAAUACGAGCGAACACCUGUCCAAAACAUGCCAUGGAGAGAAUCCAGUCUAGAUCAGCCAUAUCAGAAGCAAAAGAUUCUUCCCUCUGCCAGCAGCAGCAGAUCAAGCAGUCCAUCAGGAUCGUCACUAGACCAGAGACUCGAUGACAUCCCUCCUGCUCCCCAGUUUGUGUUCAAAAGCCUGGCAAUGCGCAAAAAUAACUCCAACAGCGCCCCCUCCACCCCGGAGCUGCCACUGCGCCGCCACAUCUCCCAGUCCUUCAGGUUUCCCAGGCCCAAGCCAGAAGUAAGCAAACCGAGCUUAGAUCUGAGCCGUGGGAGGACGAAGCUCCCGCGUCGCCAUGUCACUGAUUUUGCCUUGGUUUACUCAGUGCAACGUCUGUAUCAGUGCAGCUCAGAGGACAGCAGCUCAGAGCACUCCAUAUCCUCCUACAGCAGCUCCUCCAGCCAUGAGCUAACAUCUGAGUUGAGCAAAGCCUGCCCACCUCCUUACGGUUUCCAGCGCCCCGCUCAACACAAGUCCCAGGGCCAGCGAUCAACCCCCAACAACCUUCCCAAAAACAACCAAACUCUGAACAAACAGUUAAACAAACAAACUGUGACCAGCCCCAGUCAAGUUAAUAUCCAUGACAGGAUGCUGCCAGAAAGAGAUAUAAGAAAGCUGAACCUGUCUUUGACUCCCUUAAGCACAAAUAAGCAACAAAUAGAAUUGACUUCACCUAAGCGUGUACUUAAACCCCCUCCACCGUACCACAGGCUAACCCGCACACCUUCACUGAAGGAGUAUCCCAAUCAUCCUAGCAGGCUGCUUCCCCGAGAUGUGGUCACAAAUGAUCUUAGGACAUGGCACUUGAUCAACAAUGGGGGUGAAAUUAAGAUUCGGCCACUGGAACGACACGGGUCUACGCGUGCUAAACGCACACCAGAUCAAGAGCCGCCACCUUACCACAAGAUCCAAUUUCAGAGACAGACUACUCAGAAAGUGGUCCUACAGCGUGCUCCUGAUGGAACUCCUCUGCAGUGGUACGAGGAAGAUGAAUGUGAGAUUGUAAGCCAGGUCUAGACCAGCUGUCAGCUGAAAUAAAGAAGCAUCCUUUACCCUUUUUUUCUCAUUAAUAUAUACCUUUUUUCAUAUAAUUAUUGAGCCAAUGGACUCUGACGCUGUCUGGUUGUGAAAAGCUGAUUUUGAGUAAAAGGUGAAGAUAAGCCAAAUUAAUGUGGUGCAGAUUUUCACCAAAUGUGGAGCCCUUAAACCCUGACUGAAGUCUGAGAAUUACUUAACUGUAAGGCAUCAUGCCAAAUUUUCUGUGAUUUAUUAUUAUUAAUAUUAUUAUUAUUGACAUGGUCCAUGUCUACACUUACCAUUUCUAAAAAAAAUUUUUUUUUAAAUGUGGUGAAAAGAACAUUUUCAAAUAUAUAUUGUGUGUCUGGUACACAGUUUUUAAUUCCAUCUGUUUUGGAGCCCCAAUUAUUUAAU